AUGAAUGCAAGGACAGUGUUGAACCAAUGCAAACACAAUCCAUUGCUACUAUCCCCCUUCGGCAUCUCGCGUUUCUCUACUGCACUCUCUCGGUCGUCCCCCUCGGCCUCACGGCUUAAAGAACGGCAUUUCCCACCUUGCAGGCGCAAACCACAUCCCACAGCUCAUUUCUCAACAUCAAUCAGAAUGAGCCCCGCCCCACCGACACAUAUUAACGGGGAGCCCCAACUAUCCAACAGAACCCCAGACACCUUCACAAACCUUAAUAUGGCCGACCAGCUCGAGCGACUCAUGCAAACAGACGGCUUCCGCAAAUGGGGAUUCGCUAUCUACCGGUGCACAUACGCCAGCGACUCAGACUGGGAGGCCUUUAUAGCGCGCAUCUACGAGCCUGUUAAAAGAUAUCUCAAGUAUGACAACGGCCUGGACAUGUUAGGCUCUUUCGCGCCCACGGUUAUCCAAGACCGGGCAGCCUUCGAGGGCGCCACGACAGCCACAGUCCGCGAACACUUCAUCAACACCUGGGUGCCGGGUGCUUUUCCGGUGGAGAAUCCGGGUUUAGAUAUGGGUAUCUUACCUAAUGCAGAAGUAGGCAGGUAUCGGUUUUUUAUUAUGGUGGAUGAGGAGAGUCUGCGGUCUGUUUUGGAUGCGCCGGAGAACCGGAUUAAUCAGACUGGUUUUGUUCGGCUGGUGCAGGCGGAUUGGGGUUCUAUCAGGUCCCGUGUCGAUAAUGAAGAGGAUGAUGAUGGAAUUGUAUAUACACCAGAAGAAUGUGAGCCGCUGGAGGGGUGUACAAAGGAGGAUGUCGGGUGGAUGAAGGUGCACUAUGACCGUGUCGAGACAGUGGGGUAUUUGGAUAUCAGGAUGCAUUGGGACUGGGAGGACCAUUAUUCUCGGCCACCAGAGAUUGCGGAGCUCUUGUAG
Molecule: messenger RNA, 924 nt
Organism: Aspergillus puulaauensis
Lineage: Eukaryota; Fungi; Ascomycota; Eurotiomycetes; Eurotiales; Aspergillaceae
Exons: 1
Coding region: 1-924 (307 amino acids)
Source: RefSeq, a predicted model, not a curated record